AUGGGAGAGAAGAUAGAGAAGAAGAAGCUAUUGGACCCUGCUAACCCCACGUCUCCGAUCAUCAUCUUCACUCUCUCACUCACUUCCUCACUCUGCACAGCCGCCACCACCGCGGCUCCAACAGCCUAUGACCUCCUCAAAACAUACAACUUUCCCAUAGGCCUCCUCCCAGAAGGCAUCAAAAACUACACUCUGAACCCUACUACUGGCAAAUUCAAUAUUCACUUGAACCGUACGUGUAGUUUUUCUCUCGAAGAUUCGUAUCAGAUUAGAUAUGAGUCUAGCAUAAGUGGAUAUAUAGAGGAGAAUAGGCUGACUGGUCUUGGUGGGAUUCGUGUUAAGGUUCUUUUCUUCUGGCUUGAUAUUGGUGAAGUUGAUAGGAGUGGUGAUGAUCUUGAGUUUUUUGUUGGCGUUGUUUCAGCUAAUUUUCCGGUUGGGAAUUUUGAUGUGUGUCCGCAAUGUGGGUGUGGAAUGGAUUGUGAUUUUGUGAGGAAGAUAAAAAAUGAGUAA
Daucus carota subsp. sativus is the source of this 510-nucleotide messenger RNA. RefSeq lists its product as uncharacterized. The transcript is spliced from 2 exons. Bases 1 to 510 code for a protein of 169 amino acids. NCBI's taxonomy places the organism in Eukaryota, Viridiplantae, Streptophyta, Magnoliopsida, Apiales, Apiaceae. The record is from RefSeq and is a predicted model, not a curated record.